UUGUUAAUGCAACGGCGCUGGCGCCUGAUAACGCAACACCAAACGUUCUGACCAAACGGGCCACGCAACCUCCCCUCCGAGAAUUCGUCUCCAGCUCCACCAAAGACGAUAACAAUAACUACGACGGCACCAUGGCCAACUUCGCCCGCUCUCUCAAGUCGCCGUACCUCUCGCCCCGGCUGCGACCUUCUAUGCCCGGCCGAACCGUCUCCAGCUCCUCCGACAUGUCCACCAACAGCCCGCUCUCUGAGGACUUUGCCGACGUGGCCAGCUCCGGACGAAACACGCCGACGCUGCCGACCAGACGAGUCCCAGGUCGGGACGGGUUCUGGGAUUCAGAAGACGCCGGGUUUCCGGGCGCCCAUAUUCGAGCAAAGCCUCGACAGCAAAGCCUCGACAGCAAAGGCGGUGACAACCUCGUUGGGACGCUGGUCGAGUAGCAUCGCAUCGACUUCAACAAAUGCCACCCCAAGAUGCAAUGGCACUCCCCAAUCCCCCUUCUCCGGAACGCCACAUCCACAUGCACAUCCACGCACCACCCACUCACUGAGACGGAGCAUACAGCAUGGAGCAUGGAGCACGCACCACCCCC
Ilyonectria robusta is the source of this 592-nucleotide messenger RNA. RefSeq lists its product as uncharacterized. The record is from RefSeq and is a predicted model, not a curated record. Bases 132 to 440 code for a protein of 102 amino acids. Lineage: Eukaryota; Fungi; Ascomycota; Sordariomycetes; Hypocreales; Nectriaceae. The transcript is spliced from 2 exons.